UGCUUAAUAGUCGCUGAUGAUGUCGUGACCACAAAGUGUGCCGAUGCGUAUUAUAAUAAUAGAUAUUUCUUUAGAUGCUGAAAAGCAACGGCAUGGCAUGAGCUGAGACACAUGAUAUAUACUGUACGAGACUAUAGAGUGAAUCGCAUUGACAAAAACGCAUCUAUCUACAUGUGAUAAAUGUACCACUGGAUGUUUUGAUAAUCGUACAAGAUGGCUUUGAAUAUUACCCAGUGUUGCUCCAGACUAGUAUCUAGUUGGAUGAGAAGAACGUCUUCUGGUUGUCAUAAAGCAGUCCGUCAUGCGAGUAUGGCAUCAAGACUUCAAAGUAUUGGAGUGUUAGGAGUACCAAUCAAUAAGGGCCAGGACAAAGAUGGUGUUGUAUAUGGGCCUACAGUGUUAAGAGAUGCUGGGCUGAUAUCAUCCAUUCAAGAUCUUGGUCAUACGGUUAUCGAUCAUGGAGACCUUGUCUUCCCUGCAGGGGAUGAGGAGACAGCUACAGUCAAUGGUGUCAAAAAUGCUGCAUUCCUUGGUAAAGCACUCAAAAAGAUUUCCAAAGGAGUUGAAGACAUCACCAAACAGGACCAGCUUUGUGUAACUCUUGGUGGAGAUCAUGGCAUCACUAUCGGUUCCCUCCAUGGCCACACCCGCUCAAGACCGGACCUGUGCGUCCUGUGGGUCGACGCCCAUGCCGACAUUAACCUUCCUCAGGCAUCUCCGUCCGGGCACAUACACGGCAUGGUGCUCUCCUUUGUGUGUCAUGAACUGCGCCAUUACUUGCCUAAGCUUCCAAACUUUGAUUGGUUGGAUUCCUGUAUCUCCUGUAAAGAUAUUGCCUACAUUGGUCUGAGGGAUGUGGAUGUAGGAGAGAGAUAUAUCUUAGAGAAGCAUGGAAUCAAAAUAUUUUCGAUUCAUGAGGUUCAGAAGUAUGGUGUGGCAGAGGUGUAUGCUCGGGCUAUGGACAUGAUUAACCCAAGAGGAACGCGUCCAGUACACAUGAGCUUUGACAUAGACUCAUUGGACCCUGGUGUAUCGGCCAGUACAGGGACACCAGUACUUGGAGGUCUGACGUAUAGAGAAGGCAUUUACAUUGCGGAAGAAAUCGCUGAAACAGGUAUGCUGAGCUCUAUGGACUUGGUAGAAGUGAACCCGCAGCUUGGAACCCCAUCCCAGCAGGAAUCUACCAUCAAUGCUGGUGUAGAUGUCAUCUUGGCAGCUAUGGGCAAGCGGAAACAGGGCAACGUACCCGUGGGCUACGAGAUCCUCAUACCAGACGAGAGAAAUCGAUUCGCCCCUCAGAAGUCAGAUGAGGCAGAGAGACUGAGGAGAGAAAGGAAUGUGCAACGAUGAAAGAAAUGGGAGAGUCAAAGCAGCUUGUGUAUUUUGUGAGAACUCAUCAUUAGCAGCAUUUGUUUUCCUUGAAUAGAUUGUAUGAACAAUUUAAGGCAUUUUGUUGUUGUAAAUCAGAUGAUAAUUUCAUUUACAUUAACUAAAUGAUCAAAUAUUGAAUGAAAGAUUGAGAAAGGUGUACAGUCAGUGUAGUUUCGGAAUGUUAAUCAUGAGUGAAAUCAUUGCGUUUAACACUUGUACAUUUUCUUUAUUUAAUAUUUAGUUGUGAGGAGCUAUACCUAUAACUGACAUGCACUUCGCAUGUUAGUAAAAUAUGGUAUGGUUAUGCGUAGUAAGUCCAGGGUGUAUGUAAUGGAAAUAAAUUAAGUUUUCUUUGUUUUUAUUUUUCACAGCCUUAUAUGUUCCUGUUGAAAUAUUAUAAACUCUAUCAAAGCAACUAUGUAGUACUGAACUGUAGAACAAAAUACUAUUCAAAAUAUUUUUGAGGUCAUGUUUACUAAAAAAAAAGGAAAGUACCCCAGAAGUUUAUAUCCUUGCUGUAGUGAGUCUUAUUUUUUUUCUGUUUCUCUUCAAAUUCUCUGAUUUUGUGACUGAUAUGGUACUUUUUGUUUUUAGCGUUCUGAAAUAAUAAAUAUUAUUAUUGUUAUCAUUCAUGUUUACAGCAGCUUACUGACAAGUGUCCAAAUGUUUUUCAAGGAUUACAAUGUAACAGUGUAUAUGCACUAUUUGUUUCAAUACAGCAUGAUGGGAUACUCAAGGGAGCACUAUCAUUCGUUAUAAAACCAUACCUCACUGUACCAUCAAGUUUAUUAUAUAUGAGUUAGAUUUUAAAUAAUAAUGUUUUGUGUAUGAAAUAUUUCAGUCAUUUUAUUUCAUUGAGUAUUAUCAUGGAAGCAAACCUUACACUUGGAUUUAAUACCUAUUUUUAUUUAAUCAUUAUUAUUCCAAAGAUACGGGCAGACUAUCUGGCCACUGUGCAGAUGAGAUGCUGACCAAUUUCAUCCACCUCUAAAUCACUUAAAUGUCCCAAGAAAAAAUAAAAAUUGUACAUUGUACACAGGCAGUUCAUUUCAUGCAUAGGUUUUCAUUUCUUCAAAGAUAAAAAAAAAAGAAAAAAAGAAAAGGAAACCCUGUAAAUUAUUUUAAUGUUAUUUUAUAUAUAUACAUGAUAGAUGUCACUAAUUGUGUCUCAUCUGAUGACUGUUGUGUUAUGUGGAAGAGUUAGUAUAAUAUUUUUUUCCUUAUUGUCUGUUUUAGGGCUAGUUGCUUCUAAGGCAGCUUUUUUUGGACAUGAAUGUAUUAGAUUAAAUUAGAAUAAUCGUAUAUUUAAUUUUAUUCACUCAGUAUAAUGUUUGUAUUCCAUCCAAAAGGUGAUUCUACUUUCAUUCAUAUCUAUUCAAUUAUUAUUGUACUAAAACAUUUGUCCAACUUAUUGUUAUACGGUAGUCUAGCAUCUAUUGUUUUUGUCUGCCUUGACUUCCAUUAUACCACAACUUUACAUGGUGUUACAGUAUUGGGUAUCUAAAUAUUUAUAAAAAAAAAAAAGUUGUAUAAUUCAGAUUGAGAAUGCUUGUGAAAAUGAUCUGCUGAAUUAAAGUAGAGAGAAUGAGUUCAUCUAUAAAUCAUGAUAAUUAUGUAUGACACCUUAAUGUACCAAUAGCUUGUAAGGAUAUAUUUUGUGGUAAUUCAGUGUCUUGUUAGUUUAAUAACAGAUCCAGUGUGUCACGUCGGACACAAAAGGAAGAUUAUUACAUCUUUGUGGGGGGACAUUUUUUUGCUCAUGGCUUUUAUUUUCUAUAUACAGUUUUAAUGAGCUUUUGUUGUAGCAAAAAAAAUAAUAGAUAGAAUAGAAUGAAAUGAUGUAAUGUUAACGAAAGCGAAAGAAGAAGAAUGCUUGUAUAUUGCUACAUUGCUCACUAAUAACAACCUAUAUAUUUAUCAUUUUAUUCCAUAUUAAAAAAAUAUGGAUUCAGCAAAUUAGCAUUAACUCCAUGCUUAUGUCAAAUGUACCACAAUUUUUGUGGUAAACCAUAUCGCACAAAAAUUAAUAAAUUAGCCAUUAUUUUUUUCAUCUCAAACAAUGUACAGUUCUAUUUUUUGGUCGGGAAAGUAAUGUAUGUAUUGCUUCAUAAUUUCUGGCACAUCUUGUUCUUCAUUAGUGAUCUUACUGAAGGCAUAAAUCUUGUUUUAGUAAGAAAAGAAA
Strongylocentrotus purpuratus (purple sea urchin) is the source of this 3553-nucleotide messenger RNA. RefSeq names its product arginase-1. Gene Ontology annotation, molecular function: manganese ion binding; arginase activity. NCBI's taxonomy places the organism in Eukaryota, Metazoa, Echinodermata, Echinoidea, Camarodonta, Strongylocentrotidae. Gene Ontology annotation, cellular component: cytoplasm; cytosol; nucleus. Bases 214 to 1350 code for a protein of 378 amino acids. The transcript has 9 exons. The record is from RefSeq and is a predicted model, not a curated record.